AUGUUCAGAAGUGGUAUACCGGAUUUUAACAACGAAGAUGGAGCUGGUGGAUCUUCCUCGAAUAAUCUCUACUGUUGCACUGUUUGUAAAAGAACUUUUCCUAAUUCCAGCCAACUCAUUCGCCACACACGUAUCCACACUGGAUGUAUGCAGAUUCAUUCCAGCGAAAGACCUUACCCCUGCAACAAGUGUCCACAAGCCUUCAGCCAAAACUGUACUCUCAUAGCUCAUAUGCGCACUCACUCUGGCGAAAGACCUUACCACUGCAACGUGUGUUCACGAUCCUUCAGCCAAAAAUUUACUCUCAUAGCUCAUAUGCGCACUCACUUUGGCGAAAGACCUUACCACUGCAACGUGUGUUCACGAUCCUUCAGCCAAAAUUCUACUCUCACAACUCACAUGCACAUUCACUCUGGCGAAAGACCUUACCACUGCAACGGAAAGCUCGUCGAGACGAAGCUUCUGGCCGAGCACGGCGACAUACUGCAAACAAUAAGCAAGGCCAGAACAACCUUUACUAAGGAGUUGCAUUGUCGAGAGUGUGCUAAUUACUCGGUGGGCUCUACUCCAGGCUUAGGUCACAUAACUUUGAUCUUUGAUCUUACCGUGGGUCCCAAGCUUCUGGCCGAGCACGGCGACAUACUGCAAACAAUAAGCAAGGCCAGAACAACCUUUACUAAGGAGUUGCAUUGUCGAGAGUGUGCUAAUUACUCGGUGGGCUCUACUCCAGGCUUAGGUCACAUGUUGGUUGGAUGUGAAGAUUUAAUGAAAUGCGUGGGAGACGGGCCAGGAUGA
This is a messenger RNA of Copidosoma floridanum, 795 nucleotides long. RefSeq lists its product as uncharacterized. Gene Ontology annotation, cellular component: nucleus. Lineage: Eukaryota; Metazoa; Arthropoda; Insecta; Hymenoptera; Encyrtidae. The record is from RefSeq and is a predicted model, not a curated record. Gene Ontology annotation, molecular function: DNA-binding transcription factor activity, RNA polymerase II-specific. Gene Ontology annotation, biological process: regulation of transcription by RNA polymerase II.